AUGUUUCUAAUAUUUUUGUUCCGGGCUCCACAGAGUCUAUUUUUUAUGGCCCUAACUUUAGUCUCAUGUAUUAGCCGUCCGUUUGUCGGCUUGUUAGAUUUGUGCUUCUAGGCUUAGUUUCUUUUCCGCAGUUACGUGUAGUUAUUGUUUAGCCUAUAUUUAGUGUGGUUUAUUAUUUUUGAGUGAUUUGUUCUGUUUUUUUUCUUUUGCCUCGGUGGCAUUUACGCUGGUCUCGGUGACCUUGUUUGUACCUUCACUGAUCCCGACGGGUCGUACCGUUACAUUCUUGCGUGACCUCGGUCAGUUUUGAAUCCUUCCAGGUCCCCCAUAUAUAUGGUCGAGUGCGCCUCGGUGGCCACUCUCUUGUUAUGUAUCUGUGUGAUAGUUGUAUGUUUUUUCACUACAUAUUACCGCGCGUUUCCUUUUUUCUGCUCCUUUUUUCUCGUGCAUCUUUUUCAUUUUUUAAGUCCUUAUAUUGAAUCCAUAUGGUCUUUUAUUUCUUCUGUUUUUCAGAUGUUUUUCGCUAGCCCUAUGUGGGCUGAGCUUAACGAUGUCAGAGCUCCCUCCCUACGCUGCGUAGCAAAAAAGCUACCGGAGGUAGUCCUUGGUUCCAGGGCAGAUUCGACUACUCUCACCUACCUCAACAGUUUUAAGCGAUGGCAUGCUUGGGCCAACAGAUUUCCCGAGGUGGCAGUGCUGCCUGCUACUCCGGCUUACGUUUCUUCAUACCUGCUCAGUGUUCUCCAGGCUUCUAGUUCUCCUGCGCCGGUCCAGAACGCCCUCUAUAGCAUCCGCUGGGCUCAUGAUUUUGCUGGUUUUGACUCUCCUACCAAUCAUACACUUCCCCAGAAGGUCGUGGAGUCCGCUAAGAGAAGGCUAUUACACCUUACUUCCAAAAAGCUAACCAUUACACCCGAAAUUUUACUAACGUUUUUUCAGAGUCUCGAUGGAUCUUUGGUGGACACGAGAUUCAUCGCCAUGGCGUUACUGGCCUUUGCGGGGUUCUUAAGAUUUGACGAAUUGGCUAAUCUGAAACUUAAAGAUUUAGCUCUGCAUGACACCUCGUUUUGA
Messenger RNA from Porites lobata, 1071 nucleotides. Lineage: Eukaryota; Metazoa; Cnidaria; Anthozoa; Scleractinia; Poritidae. The record is from the annotation of a GenBank genome assembly.